UUUUAGCGAUAAGCCCGCGGCCACACUGAUCCCUAUAGAGCGCACGUUUUGUUUUGUUUCCUCAAUUUCGGUGAAAUACGAAAUAAAAAGCCACGAAUAUGGCUGCCAAACCAGCUAGCAGUGAGCUCAGCAUGGAGAACAUUUCACUGGAGGCCCUUUCGCUGAGCGAAGGCAUCCAGGACUCGCCCGUCUGCAUUAUUGUGCUGGGCAUGGCUGGUUCCGGCAAGACGACUUUCACGCGCAGCCUCAUCCAGCACGCCCAGGAAAAGUUCAACCCGUAUGUAGUCAACCUGGACCCCGCAUGCCGCGAGGUGCCGUAUGCGACGCACAUCGACAUCCGCGACACAGUAAACUACAAGGAGGUUAUGAAGCAAUAUCAACUGGGACCCAAUGGCGGUAUAGUGACGGCCCUAAACAUGUUUACCACCAAGAUGGCCAAAUUCGCAGAGCUGGUGCGUCGGGCCGGGCAGCGUGGCCACAAGUGGUGCAUCAUCGACACACCUGGCCAGAUUGAAGUUUUCACCUGGUCGGCCUCGGGCAACAUCAUUACCGAAGGCUUGGCUACCAUGUUCCCCACCAUCAUUGUGUAUGUUAUGGAUGUGGUACGCUCCGCCUGUCCCACCACCUUCAUGUCCAACAUGCUCUACGCCUGCUCUAUUCUCUACAAGACCCGGCUGCCCUUUCUUGUGGCCUUGAAUAAGAUUGACCUUAAGGACUGCAGCUUUGUUCAGGAAUGGAUGACGGACUUUGAGGCCUACCAGGAUGCCCUCGAGCAGGAGCAGAGUUUCGUGAACAACCUCACACGCACCAUGUCCCUCACUCUGGACACCUUCUACGAGAACCUGGUCACCUGCGGUGUCUCGGCCAAGACAGGCGUCGGCUUUGCCCAGCUCAUAAAGCAUGUCCUCGACUGCGUGACGGAAUACGAGAAGGACUACAAGCCCGUGUACGAGAAGAUGCGAAAGGAGCGCCUUGCCGAGCAGCAAGCCACGCUACAGCCACCUUCCACGGUUGAAGAUUCGGGUACUGCAGUUCCCAUGGGCCUGGACCUCAAAGAUCCUCCUCCUUACUCUGGCAACAACAUGUUCCUGAUGGCCCCUGGCCUUGUGCCGCAGCAAAUGGAUUCUGAAGAGUUCGAGGAUGAUAUGGAGACUGAUGCCAAGGGCAACACCGAAGAGCAGAACUUUCAGACAUUUGUCCAGAGUCACCUGACGGCCCAGAAAACCAAGCGCAACAAAUUCAUUCAGGAGCAGCAAAAGCCUUAACGUGAUAUGCAGAGUUGAAUAUAAAUAUUUUGUAGGACUUAACCAUAACUUGUUGUUCCGAAGUGACCCCCAAACUGGAGUAUGUCGCCAUUGCUGAACUUCUGCUCGUCAACAGCACCAGCCACCAGCUCCUCGUCAUUUUUAAUUUUUUCAACCGACACCGCCUCUAGGAUCACGCGGUUCUGUCACAUAAAUGAGAUGCUGACAUUGAGGAACAAGAUGCGUUCUCCCGCUUGGGAGGAAACGCAAACAUGCCCCAGGACGCAGUCGGAGAUGACCUAAACCAAGUAUCGUAUUCUUGAUUCCUGCGAUUUCUUUUAUAUGAAACUUAUUCAGUUUCUUGGAAAACAGUUUGCCUUGAAUAAAACUUGACCGAAAAAAUGGUAAAAUAUAUACGCUUGUCACAAAAACCCCAGAUCAACUAAACCGGCAAAUUGAUAUUUAAGCAAAUUAUAAUGUUGCCCAAGACGCUGUUGACCUUCGGGCGCCGUCUCGUUCAUCAGAAGUAUAUUUUUAAGGGUCCCAUACUCCGAGCUCUACGGGAACCCGAAUGCAACUCAAUUGAGGUACCGCAGGUGGAGGAAGAUACCGCUACAGUGCAGCUGCCUGACUAUAUAGAUCCAAAAUGCCUCCAGCCCGUGACGGCUGGGAAAGGUGUGCGUCUAAAGAAAACUGUCAAGCAUCAGGACGAGAAACAGAAAAGCUAUGACUACAAAUAUCACUCCUACUCUCUAUACGAUUUACACGAGGCCACAACGCGUUUGGCUGCGGAACAGUCGAAGAAGAAAGCCAAAAAUUAGUAAUUCUGUAAAGUUCAAAAUGGUAGUCAACAAAAGUAGCGACCAGAAAUCUAGGCAAAUAAUAAAAUUUUGAAACAAUA
Molecule: messenger RNA, 2145 nt
Organism: Drosophila pseudoobscura
Lineage: Eukaryota; Metazoa; Arthropoda; Insecta; Diptera; Drosophilidae
Product: GPN-loop GTPase 1
Exons: 3
Coding region: 99-1265 (388 amino acids)
Molecular function (GO): GTPase activity
Source: RefSeq, a predicted model, not a curated record